AUGAAUUGGGCCUUUGAUUUUCGUAUAGAUGCCUCCAGUGGUCUGCAAGUAUACGAUGUCCGAUUUGGAGGUGAUCGGAUAGCAUACGAGAUAAGUCUGCAGGAGGCGAUUGCUAGCUAUACGGGGUUUUACCCUGUUCAUAUGAGCAACAAUUUUUUGGAUAGUAACUUCAUGAUGGGAACUAAUAUAUACACACUUCACCCAGGUACGGAUUGUCCAGGCACUGCGACCUUCUUUGAUCUUGUGCACAUGUCGUAUAGUGAUAAUCCGUUUACGGUCAAGAAUGCAGUCUGUGUUUUCGAACUCAACGCUGGUAUUCCCUUGAGGAGACAUUACGAUAAUGAUUUCAUACAAGGUUACAGAUUCUUUGGUUCAAUGGUGAACCAGGCACUCGUUUUACGAACCGUUGCUACAGUAGGCAACUACGACUACAUUCAUGAUUUCAUAUUUUAUCAGUCUGGAGCGAUUGAAGUCAAAGUCUCCAUGACUGGAUACGUUUUUGGUUCGUUCUACAACGAAAACGUAUCGCCCUAUGGUUACAACAUCCAAAGCAACAACCUUACAAGCACCACUCAUGACCACCUACUUAACUAUAAAGUUGAUCUGGAUGUAUCGGGAAGACAGAAUUCCUACGAGACUAUUGAAGUUGGAAUUGAAAAUGUGACCGACAGAUGGCUUCCGGAAAAAAACAGGUACAUUGUCAAGAAAGUCUUGAAGCCCAKCACGAAAAAGACAGAACAAGAAGCCGCUUACAAGUUCAACUUUGAUCAUCCAAAGUAUUUAAACUUCUUCAAUGAGAACAGUAAGAAUAAGAUGGGAGUCAAAAAAGGCUAUCGGAUUCAGCAUCACGGGAUUAUGAAGCAGCUGUAUCCUGAAGACUGGGACAUGGUCCCGAUGAUAGGCUGGUCUCUCUAUCAGCUCGCUGUCACCAAGUACAAGGACAGCGAGAGAACAAGCACUUCCCUCUACAACCAAAACGCACCCACAGACCCCCACGUAGACUUCAGGAAAUACCUGUCUGAUAAUGAGAGCAUUGUCAAUCAAGACCUGGUCGCCUGGGUGACCAUAGGCGCCAUGCAUAUACCCCAUUCUGAAGAUAUACCUACCACCACUACUACGGGAAGCUCGGCAGGGUUCUAUAUUUUGCCUUUCAACUAUUUUGAUGACGAUCCUUCUAUGGGAUCUACAAAUGCGGUACUUAUCAAACCUACUGAUAAGAAGUAUACACCUUCUUUUAAUCGAUUUGGGACCCCCACAGGUCCGUCUUGUGUACCCAGAAAUUAUACUGUUAGUUUUGACGGAAGGCACGAAUAACUGGUAGCAUGGUGGUGUAUAUAGAGGCUAUGGUCCCCUUUCUCAUACACACGCUUUUGAAAAUCUUCACCGAAUUUUGAAAUGCCAUUAGAAUAAA
Actinia tenebrosa (Australian red waratah sea anemone) is the source of this 1411-nucleotide messenger RNA. Its product is annotated as diamine oxidase [copper-containing]-like. Gene Ontology annotation, molecular function: copper ion binding; quinone binding; primary methylamine oxidase activity. Lineage: Eukaryota; Metazoa; Cnidaria; Anthozoa; Actiniaria; Actiniidae. Gene Ontology annotation, cellular component: plasma membrane. The record is from RefSeq and is a predicted model, not a curated record. Gene Ontology annotation, biological process: amine metabolic process.